CCUCAUUCCCGCCCCCCUCCCCAUUUUCCCUGUGUAGCCUCUGGUCCAUUCUUGGUUGUCGUGUUCAAAAAAAUAAAUCCAAAUUAACAGCAAUGGGAAUCAAUCUCGGCGACACCUUCCCAAAUUUUGAAGCUGACACAACUGCGGGAAGGAUAAAAUUCCACGAUUGGCUGGGAGACUCAUGGGGCCUCCUGUGCUCCCACCCAGCAGACUACACCCCUGUCUGCACCACAGAGCUAGGACGCAUGGCAAAGAUGGCUCCGGAAUUUCAGAAACGCAACGUGAAAAUUAUAGCUCUCUCAAUUGACAGUGUUCAGGAUCACCAUGGAUGGACUAAGGAUAUCAAUGCAUAUAUUGGAGAAUCGACUGUUCAAAACCUGCCAUUCCCCAUCAUUGCUGAUGAAAAGAGAGAACUGGCCGUGCAACUGGGAAUGCUCGAUCCUGCGGAACGGAACAAGGAGGGCCUACCACUGACUGCUCGUGCUGUGUUUGUUAUUGGCCCUGACAAGACACUGAAGCUGUCCAUCCUGUACCCAGCCACCACUGGGAGGAACUUUGAUGAAAUCCUAAGAGUUGUUGAUUCCCUGCAGUUGACAGCUCGCAAGAAGGUGGCCACACCAGUGGACUGGAAGGCUGGUGGGGAUUGCAUGGUCCUUCCCAAUAUUCCUGAAGAGGAGGCAAACAAGCUCUUCCCAAAGGGAGUUCGCACUGAGAAGCUCCCAUCCUCCAGAAAUUACCUACGCUUCACCCCUCAACCCUGAAUCAUGUCAGCAGACUCUUCACGUCUACACAAAUUGCAACACUACUUCUACUUCACGUCUGUCCUUGAUCCAAGGGUUACCAAGCAGGGACAAAUGGGGGAACUGCAUUCUAAAGCAAUUGCCUUUCUUUACGAUGAGUUUUCUCAAUGUAACCUUUCUAUAAUAAAAUAGUUUAAUUUGA
Molecule: messenger RNA, 942 nt
Organism: Carcharodon carcharias (great white shark)
Lineage: Eukaryota; Metazoa; Chordata; Chondrichthyes; Lamniformes; Lamnidae
Gene: prdx6
Product: peroxiredoxin 6
Exons: 5
Coding region: 93-761 (222 amino acids)
Biological process (GO): cellular oxidant detoxification; cell redox homeostasis
Cellular component (GO): mitochondrion; cytosol
Molecular function (GO): peroxiredoxin activity
Source: RefSeq, a predicted model, not a curated record